Molecule: messenger RNA, 1871 nt
Organism: Xenopus laevis (African clawed frog)
Lineage: Eukaryota; Metazoa; Chordata; Amphibia; Anura; Pipidae
Gene: lmo3.L
Product: LIM domain only 3 L homeolog
Exons: 4
Coding region: 328-765 (145 amino acids)
Biological process (GO): positive regulation of transcription by RNA polymerase II
Cellular component (GO): nucleus
Molecular function (GO): transcription coactivator activity; DNA-binding transcription factor binding
Source: RefSeq, a predicted model, not a curated record
CCAGAGGCAGGUCAUUUCUCUCCCUGGAAUCACAAUUGGGGGGAACAGAAAUCCUUCUUCCUCCUGCCCCCCCUCCACAGUUUUUUUUUACUUUGUAUAGAGAGUUUUUUUCCCCUGGACUUGACUGAAAUUAUUCUCUCUUUUCCUGCACAAAGACUGUCACAUCUCUUCCUCCUCCUCCUCGUCUCAGGGACUACAGAAAUAUUUACUUUUAUGAAAUAUUUAAUAGAAAACCUCAAGCAGCCGCCAUCUGUUUUCAUUCCGGAGGAGACGUAAACUUCCCCAGUCCCAAUUCUGCCCUGACUCUCCCUAACAAAAGGAAUACAAAUGCUUUCUGUUCAGCCAGACACCAAGCCGAAAGGUUGUGCUGGCUGCAAUCGCAAGAUUAAAGACCGUUACCUGCUCAAGGCCUUGGAUAAAUACUGGCAUGAGGACUGCCUGAAAUGCGCCUGCUGCGACUGUCGCCUCGGGGAAGUGGGCUCCACGCUCUACACCAAAGCCAACCUCAUCCUCUGCCGCAGGGACUACCUAAGGUUAUUUGGAGUGACGGGAAACUGCGCCGCCUGCAGCAAACUCAUUCCUGCCUUCGAAAUGGUGAUGAGAGCCAAGGAGAAUGUCUACCACUUGGACUGCUUUGCCUGUCAGCUCUGUAACCAGAGGUUUUGUGUAGGAGACAAAUUCUUCCUGAAGAACAACAUGAUUCUGUGCCAGACGGACUAUGAAGAAGGUUUAAUGAAAGAGGGUUAUUCUACCCAGGUGCGCUGAGCCCCCCGGACCCCAACACUAGGAAAUGAUCAGCACUGCGUCCUUUUUAUCUUUUCUGCUCUACAUGUAAAUAAGAAGUGGCACUGAAGCCUACGGAAUAAUGUCCUUGAUAUCAUGGGGGGCCCCUGGGGCGCAACAGAAGACGGACUGACGCAUCUGUGUGUGUGCGACUGUGGCCCCAGCACUGAAUGUUCCAUAAAGAUACAGACGGCUCCAUCCUUCGUUUUGCCUUUAAUCAUCAGUUCGGGGGUUUUUUUGGCAUGAAAUGCAGAUUUUGGACUUUGUACAUAACAAAUUGUAAAUUUUGAAGCACAAAUGUAAUACAGUUUUAUUGUGUUACCACUUGUGCGACGUUGCAUUCGGUACAAUCACUGUGGAUACGUUGUCUAUUUAUGCUUUCUGUAUUUAUUUAUAAUAAGCUAUGUUUGUAGGAAAAUAAUGGAAACAAUGCAAAGAGCCAAUAGGAAGGAGCUUGCACAUGUUCUGUGAAUGGGAGAAGCUUUGCAUUGGCUUCAAGUCUCGGCUUAUGGAUUAAUAGGAUCUAUUGUUUGGGUCUGGUGCUUCAGGCAGCCGCUAUAGAGGUGCCCUAGAACCCCCUGUGCACCCCCUAUGUACCAUCACAGAGGGAAUUGGAUUUGGAAUAGAACAUAACAUUUCAUUCCAAGCAAAUGAACCUCAUGGGGAGGGCAGGGGUCGGCAUGAAUUCCAUUGAAUGUAUCUGAGAUGGUGACCCCCAAGGUCACAAGGCUUAGUCGUCACAAUGUCGUCCUUGUGGCUUUGCGGGAAAUGAAUACUGAUUUGUAUAAAGACUGUAGUAGAGAUGAAUUGCUGCCGUGUAUCAGCCUCACUCCAUGCAGGGGACACGGGGGAGGGGGUCAGCUGCUGAAAGACCCAAAAUUCAGGCAAGAUAAAGAGAUUUAAGCGUUCCCCAAAUUGUGAUAUUUAUUGUGAACCCCCCCCCCCCUUUGUUCACUCCAUUUCCAUAAGAAUUGCUCCCUCAGCAGCCGACCGGCCUUUCUACAAUGCUGAUGUUUUUAUGCAGAAAAUAAUAUCAGAAAUGGGUCCUGUUUUUAUAUAAAAUAAAUAAAGAAUGUAUUUCACCUAAA